Molecule: messenger RNA, 1158 nt
Organism: Drosophila biarmipes
Lineage: Eukaryota; Metazoa; Arthropoda; Insecta; Diptera; Drosophilidae
Product: chymotrypsin-2
Exons: 1
Coding region: 156-974 (272 amino acids)
Biological process (GO): proteolysis
Molecular function (GO): serine-type endopeptidase activity
Source: RefSeq, a predicted model, not a curated record
CUCUGGGCGUGAUAAGGAGAAUUUGCACAGACGUCGGCACUAUAAAUGCGAUUGCAGUGCCGAAAAGCGGGCAAACAGUUUACAAAAGUUGACGACAACACAGCACUCGGAAAUAUUAAAAAUAUAUAAAAAACAGAAAAGAUAUCUAAAGCAACAUGAAGUGCCUAGUUCUCAUAAGUGUUUUGGUGAUCCUGUCGCAGUGCUUGGCGAAAAGCAUUAAAAUCCAGCGGCGUCAUCAGCUGAACCAUCAUUUGGGAGUUGUAAAACCCGAGACUCGUGUGGUCGGAGGAGUGGACUCCCCCAGUGGCUUCGCUCCCUACCAGGUGUCCAUUAUGAACACCUUUGGCGAGCAUGUCUGCGGUGGCAGUAUCAUCAAUGAAGAGUGGAUCCUCACCGCCGCCCACUGCCUGGAGUGGCCCAUUCAGUACCUGAAGAUCAUCACCGGCACCCUGGACUAUACGAAGCCUGGAGCGGAGUAUCUGGUGGAUAAGUCGAAAGUCCAUUGCAGUCACGACAAGCCGGCCUACCACAAUGACAUUGCCCUGAUUCACACGGCCAAGCCCAUCGUUUUCGACGCACUUACCCAACCCAUCCGGCUGGCCAGCAAGGGCAGUCUGCCCAAGGCGGGGGAUAAGCUCACACUGACCGGCUGGGGCAGCACCAAGACCUGGGGCAGGUAUUCCACGCAGCUGCAGAAGAUCGAUCUGAGGUACAUCGAGCACGAGACCUGCGAGUCCAGCGUGCGCAAUGCCAACUGGCUGGGCGAGGGCCAUGUGUGCACCUACACCCAGGAGGGCGAGGGAUCCUGCCAUGGCGAUUCCGGCGGCCCUCUGGUGGAUGCCAACCAAACGCUCGUCGGCGUGGUCAACUGGGGCGAGGCCUGCGCCAUUGGCUAUCCGGAUGUCUUCGGUUCGGUGGCCUACUACCACGACUGGAUCGAGGAGAUGAUGACCGAGGCGGGAACCGCCUGCUAAGGGUCUAAAAGUCACCCAAGGGGGUACAAAAGCCAAAAACCGAACAAAAAUAGCGCCAGCCAUUUAAUGGCUCCUGCCUAUUGAUCAAAUUAGCCCGUAAAGUUUAUCACUCAGAUAUCAUGGAUAUCGUAAAUUAUUUAUGAACAAAUAAAUGAGCAAUUACGCUUCACUUUUAAGUAACAAA